This is a messenger RNA of Gaeumannomyces tritici R3-111a-1, 3751 nucleotides long. RefSeq lists its product as hypothetical. The record is from RefSeq and is a predicted model, not a curated record. The transcript has a single exon. Gene Ontology annotation, biological process: protein phosphorylation. The coding region runs from base 1433 to 3265 and encodes 610 amino acids. NCBI's taxonomy places the organism in Eukaryota, Fungi, Ascomycota, Sordariomycetes, Magnaporthales, Magnaporthaceae. Gene Ontology annotation, molecular function: ATP binding; protein kinase activity.
AGUAUGGGUCGCAGUGUCACAACGGCAGCAUGUCGAUCAUUGUGCUGGAUGUGUGCUCUGCCCCACCACCACCAGACUGUGCACGCCUCGGCCAUGGCAUUGAGCCUGGACUUGGUCGAAAUCUGGGAGUCUGAUAUUUGUACCCCAGUGGAUGUGAGACAGCGCCUAUCAAAUGGCCUCUUGCAGGAGUGGCUGACAGCACCAGGCAAAUCAACAGCCCAGCGUCUGUACCCACCACGUCCCAGUUUGGCCUACCUACCAGGUACUCACAAUAUGGUCACGCUGAUGGUUUGGGUCGCCGCCCAACCGGGCAGUCAAACAGUUCCGGGUAAGUCAAUUUCCGAGCAGCACCAGAUCGACCUUGACAAGCACCCGUACCACAAGGCCACGGGCAUCGGCUGUGCUCAGGAACCAUGUUCCCAGCACAACCCAUUGUUCGCCCCGCCCCACCUCGACUGGCCUCCCCUGUAGGUCGGCGGCACCCGUCGCACGCCUGUGACAGGCAGGGAAAGCCCUGCUGCCGACUGUUGGCGUCAUGCCCUGGCGACGACAACCGCCGUAGAGGUUGGGCACGCACGCCCUGGUUUGCGGUUUGCGCUUCGCGGCUAGGUCCCCGGAUCGCGGGUCCCCUGGCCGAGGUCCAAGGUCGCCUCGUCCCGUCUGGACUUGACACUCGGCUCAGCAGAGGGAAUGGACGGCAUGGUGCGGCUCCUGCAAUCAGACGUAAAGGACUUCCGAGCCCCCAUCCAUGACAACGGCCUCUGCUCCCGGGGCCCAGUCUCCGACUUCCGCUGGAAGGUUGCUCCAGUUCGUCCGCCCCCGUCCCACUCAAUAGGGUCUAUUUCUAUUCGUAGGGGCAGAUGCUCGACUCCCCGGGACAACAGUCAGCCCAAUCAUUCACAUCUAUCUUGCCUUUGUAGAUGUGUUCGUUGGACGCAUUUCACCCAUCAAUUUUUGCAACCCCGCCGCCUGCCCUCGCCGCCUACGCAUUACCUCCCCGCCUGCGCCCACCGACAGACCUACCUACCAUCUUGAGUAAAAUUCAAGGUAGAUCGGAGCCUGGGCCCGGAACGACCGUUGGCAGCCUCCCGGCCUGUCUAGCUCAGGUACCCGUGUGCGCCUGCGGUGGCUUCCGAAGCCGUUUUGCGUCCCCAUCAACAUUGCAACCCGCCUUUGCUUUCCCCCAAGCCUCCCCGCUGGUCCAAGGCCCUGGUGGCCUGCUUGCCCUCGAGGUUUUUACCUUGUCCUGUAUCGCGGCUGCCGCUUCAAUUUUUCAUCUGCAUUCUCUUUUUCCCCUGCUGUGCGCAGAGCGGUCCAAAGCGAACGUAGCCCCUCCUUCAAACCCACCCCCUCCCUUCCCCUUGCUUCUCCAACAUCCCCCCACCAGACCACAAAACAGAUCCUCCCUGCAAGACACGGCCUGGCUGCCAAAAUGGACCUGGAUUCCUUGGCAAUUCAUGCCAUCGUCCACCCCACAGCCGCCUUCUCCCAAGACGCGGUCCUAGAAGGCUCCGGCGCAACCCCCGCCGGCCUGGGCGACCAGACCGAUCACGCCUCGGACUGGGCUGGCUCCCAGCUUAACCCCAAGAACCGCAUCGACAGCCUGGACUUCCCCAGCCCGCCACUCUGGCGCAUCGACGGGUCCGCCGGCCUCGGCACGCAGUACUAUGCCGUCCCGCUCUUCCUCGGGAGCCUGCCGCCCUUGCGGAUAGACGUCUUUGUUGCCGAGUAUCUGGGCAAGUCCUCUCCCAUCCUCCGCUCCCUGCUCGACCUCGACAAGGCCUUCCACACCAAGGACGCCGCCAGGGUCAACCGCCUCGGCAUCGCGAGGCACAUUGUGCGUGCCUUGCACCUGUGGGCCUCGAACCUCAUCGAGGCCGGCAACAAGGAAGUGCUCGACAACCUCUUUCGCAAGGCGCCCUUUGGCACCAAGAUCAUCUUCCAAAAUCUGGAGCUUGACGUCGCCAACAUCAAUAUCAGCAUCGAUCCCAACCACGAGCUCGAGCUGCGCAUGCUCUCCGUCUCAGACCUGUCGUCCAUGUGGGAUAUCCCAGCCGAAGAAUUCCCUCCGUCCAUCUCUCUCGAUGAUCUGGAGUUUGUGACGCAGCUGCACGACAGCGUCUGUGUCGUGAGGCAGAUAGCUGGGCCAGGGAGUGAUGGCGGUCGUCAUGACGACCACGAUGGCUUGCUCAUCCUCAAGGCCCUUUCGAGCUCCAACAAAUAUCUCUAUCACGAGCUCAGGGUCCUCCUCACAAUACCGGCACAUCCAAACAUCGUGGAACGGCCUCUGCACCUCAUCACCAAACAGGUCAAAUUCGGCAACAAAAAGGGAAUUGUCGGCUUCACGCUCUUCUAUCAUCGUACUAGCUCCAUUCGCGACCAUGUACCCUACAUGAGGAUCCACGGCCAACUCAAGCUGCCGGACCAGGUGAAGUGGGCGACCCAGCUCACAUCAGCCCUGAUCCACAUCCGGGGGGAGGCCAAGACGUACUACCCAGAUCUCCGGCUUGACAACGUCGUACUCUCCGAGGCCGGCGAUGCCGUCAUGGUCGACUUUGAACAGCGCGGCGUCUGGUGCGAGUUUGGCUCGCCCGAGGCCAACAACAUCGAGUUCUUGCGCAUCCUCGCAUGUGACGACCCCUCCGAGUUCACGGGGUACGACGCCGAGCCGACCAUUGGCGAGGAGCUGCGGUCGGGCUACGCGGAGCUGCUGAAGCGGCUGGUGCCCAACUGGGAGGACCUGUACUACAACCGCGAGUACGACAACCCGUCCCAGGGGUACAACCUCGCCUGGAAGGCCCUGACGCCGCCCCAGCAGGAGGCCGCCGAGGUCUACAUGCUCGGGCGCGUGCUCUGGUGCUUGUUCGAGGGCAUGGCGGCCCCCAAGCGCGGCGCCGUCUGGCAGUCGUACCGCCGCGAGCCCGAGAUCGAGUUCCCCGAGUACAGCCGGACACCGUCCGCGAUGCGCCGCCUGAUUGACCGGUGCACGGCCGGUCGGAGGCCCGCCUGGAGCGACAUGGUCGCCCGCGUCCGUAGCCGGGUGGUCCUCAAGAGCGGCGAGGUCGUGUCGCAGCGCGAGCUGCGGCAGCUCGCCAAGACCUGGUGGACGAGCGAACUCCAAGAGAACGGCCUCUACCUGGACAAGCAGGGCCGCGGGGCCGACUUGGACAAGCUCAAGCAGACUGAUGCCUCUGCCCAGCGGCCGCCGCUGAGGGAAGUGCUGAAAGAGCUCGAGGCUUUCAAGGCCUCUAUACCCCAUUCCUAAAGUGCGUGCGCCAUACCUUUCCGAAUGCCCGACCACCCUGGCGACUUUCUUCCAUUAGUGCCACUCGGGAUAUUGGCCUCUCUUACUCUUUUUGUAUCACCCCCUCACUCAUACCACUCCCUUCUUCUUGUCGCGCUUCAUUCCUGACUGUGAUUUACCCCGUUGUUUCCUGAUUCCAUCUCUGAUAGUUUAAUUCUCAAGCUGUUUGUUUUUUGCUACACUGUCUUCCGAUAUAGACUCAACGCUGCAAACCUAUUGAGGUAUUUGACGUGACUCUUGGCGUCGGGCAAUCCGGAAGAUACAACUGAAUACCUUUUUUCUAUUGAUGGGUAUGAAAAGGCCGCCUCUACCCCCUCGUGGGUCCAUUCUUGGGUCAGGUAUAAUAGUAGGCAGUCAGACGGGCCGAGGUGAGAUAUAAGCAUCCUUUUAUAGUUCAUUUUUGGAGAUAGAUUCCCAACACCACUCAAGCCCUGCGUACGUGAACAG